CGUUGGUGGCAGCUCAGAUGCCAUUCGUUUUGGUGUUACAAAGGACUUCAUUUUAACAGUGCAGUAGCACAAUGCUGUUGGUGUCCAACAGCACUUUCCUGAAUUUGCUGGAAGCAAUUUGACCCCACUAUCAACCCAGAGAGCCCCAUGCCUAUCCCUUUCCUCCCCUCUCCUCUCCUCUCCUCUCCUACCUGUCCCCCUCUCUCCUCCUUUCCCCCUGUUGCCGCCUCUCGUCCCUUCCCACUGAGCACAGACGUCAAUUCAACAUCUAUUUCACGUUGGUUAAAAGUAAUUUCAUGGAAAUGACGUGGGAACAACGUUGAUUCAACCAGUUUGUGCCCAGUGGGUCUUCUCUGUUUACUCUGUCCCAGGUCUCUUAAUGCGAAAGUGAAACGACCGGUCAAACCGCGAGAGAGAGAAAGAGAGAGGGCUCGGCUCUGGUGCCAUGUGGAAACGUCCGCCUGCACGCAUCUGCCCGUGAGCACCCGACGGGGCAAAGAAAGGGAAUUGGAGAAAACGGUAAAAGGAGAUAUAACGUUCAACUAAUCACGGAGAGAACGUCUGGUGAGAAGCGGAGAGCAGAGGGCAUCGGCUAGCGAAGAAUGGCAGCACCUAACCUACUGGAUCCAAAAUCCGCCACUCACAACAGCAAGCCCUGCCUUUCCUUCUCCGCCAAGUCAAUCACGCUGAGCCCUAGAGAGGAGUGUCAGGCCAUCGCCACGGUGAUGAAGUGGAAGACGGUGUUGGCCAUUUUCCUCCUGGUGGUUCUCUACCUGGUGGUGGGAGCUGCCGUGUUCAGGGCCCUGGAACAACCCCACGAGAGUGCUCAGCGCCUGGCCAUCCUGAAUCAGAAACUAGAGUUCCUCUCCACACACACCUGUGUCAACCACAGCCAUCUGGAGGAAUUGGUCAAGCAAGUGGUGUCAGCGAUCCGUUCAGGGGUGAACCCAGCAGGGACUCUGACCAAUCACAGCAGUCUCUGGGACCUAAGCUCCUCCUUCUUCUUCGCGGGGACCGUCAUCACUACUAUCGGUUUUGGGAACAUCUCCCCCCAUACGGAGGGAGGGCGUAUCUUCUGUAUAAUUUAUGCCCUGCUGGGGAUCCCUCUGUUUGGCUUCCUACUGGCUGGAGUAGGAGACCAAUUGGGAACCAUCUUUGGGAAGGCCACCGCCAGGGUCGAGAAGAUGUUCGUGCAGUGGGAUGUUAGUCAGACUAAGAUCCGUGUCAUCUCCACCGUUCUCUUCAUCCUGUUCGGAUGUCUGCUCUUCGUGGCGCUGCCGGCGGCCAUCUUUAAACACAUUGAGGGCUGGAGCGCUCUGGAGUCCCUUUACUUUGUCGUUAUCACCUUGACAACCAUUGGUUUUGGGGACUUUGUCGCAGGUGGUUCAGAGAUUGAGUAUCUGGACUACUACAAGCCUGUGGUGUGGUUCUGGAUCCUGGUGGGGCUGGCGUACUUCGCUGCUGUUCUCAGCAUGAUAGGAGACUGGUUCAGAGUCAUCUCUAAGAAGACCAAAGAGGAGGUAGGGGAGAUCAGGGCUCACGCAGCAGAGUGGACGGCUAAUGUCUCGGCAGAGUUCAAGGAGACCAGACGUCGCCUCAGUGUCGAGGUCUACGACAAGUUCCAGCGGGCCGCAUCAAUCAAACGCAAACUGUCGACCGAUCUGGGCUUAAACUCCACCCCCGAGCUUACCCCACCCAAGAGGAUACUGCCCGUCAACUUCACAGAUGAACGGGAGAGGGAGCCGAUGUUCCCGUAUAUGACCAAAAAUGGAAGUAUUUUUCAGAAUGGACUAGGGGGAGAGCCUAGGAGAGGUGACGUGGCUAUUAUAGAGUACCUCAAGUAGAGGUCACAAACGUUCACCUCUGACCCCUGACCCAGCUUCAGCACAAGCCACACCCACCUGGUUACAACAAGAAAUGGCAGCCAUCUUUCAGCACAGGGUGUAUGACAUCAUUUAUCAACAGCUGCCCCGAUGACAGUCUAUAUGACUAUAUGACUAUGAUUAUGAAGCGGUUUGAUUAUUAACUACAACAGAAUCACAACAUGAAUUAGGAACAUAUCUUUAUGGAUCUGAAUGGAAGAGUUACAUUCGGGGAGUACAUUUAAGGUCAGGGCAAAUCUGAAUUGACAUCCUAAUCCUAGUGCACUACCUUUGGCCACAACCUCACUGGGUUCUGGUCAAAAGAAUAGGGUGUCAUUUCAGACAUAUGUAUCCUAUUUAUUACGUUGCCAAUGUAUGAGGAAUAUUAAUGAGGAUGUCUAUAUGCCUUUAGUCAGAGAAUGUGUGGGUGUGCAUAUGUGUGAAUGGGUUCUAUGGGGUUCUAAGAGUGAACCUUUCCCCUGACUGUUACUCAGAACCGGACCUCUUAGCUUUCUUUCUACUGAAGGAAUCACAGCAGUGUCUUAGUCUUUUUCUACCAACAGACUGUACAUGCAUGUGAAUUAACAGUGUUUUCUCUUUCUCUUUUAUCACUCUCUCUCUUGUCGUUUUAAACAGCGAGACAGUUUGUCAUUUAGAGUACGUGACUGUAGUCCUCUGGGCCGCUGGGAGUGUGGAGCAGCAAAUGGAGGCUCCACUAUGACUGUUUCAGGGCAGACAUUUUAAGGCCAGACACCACAGACUGAAAUGACAGUUUUGCAGCUACCUAUACAUUUUUAGAUUUGUUGGUAUUUUGGUCAAUUAAUAUUAGUAUUUUCAAAAAGUAAACAUACAAAUGUCAAAAUCUUUAUGAAAAUUGAUAUUUUCUUUAGUUUAUCAUACUACAGUCAAAAAUGUCAUGGAUUUUAACCACUUUAAAAUGGACAUACAUCCAUAAUUUCAAAGCUCACUACAUUGAAUUACACAUAAUUUAAAAGCCCAUUUCAUAAAGAAUGUAACAAACUUUACCAUAUGUAGUAACUUACUUUGAAGAGAUGGUGAUUGGGUCCUAAUAGGCGUUUUGCGUUUGGUAGUCUAAAUUCAGUGUAUUUAUCUUUAACGGCCACUUCCAGAAAGUCAGACUCUUUCCACACCCCAACUCGUUUUCCUCAUCUUCAGAAGCAUCUACGUUCACCAAAUUGUGUAUGGUUUAUCCAUGGACAUAUUCUCAGAUAUCUAUACAGGGGCCUAGGCAUGGGUGGGCCAGUGAGGGCACAUCCAAAUAUCUGCAGACCCACCCACCAACAAAUUUCUGUACAAUGUUACGUACUUUAGCAUUUUACACAUAGAAAGAUGUUAAAAAAAACGUAUUUAUCCACAAUCUGCUCAGAGUAAGUCUGUCCUGAAGUGGCUUAACAAAAUGAAACCAAAAUAUUUAGGCUGACUUAAUCCAGUGUCCCGAAAAAUGGAUUUGCGGCAUAGGAAAAUAUGUGCAUAUUUAAUGAUAUUGCCUCAUUUGCACAUUUUAGUAUUAUGUAUAAGAAAAGGUGCAAUACAAAAAAAGUGUUAUAGUUGACAUUGGUGCCAGUUUUUUGCGAUGUCAAAAUGGAGUCCUACUACAUAUGGGGGGUGGGGAGGACAUAUCGUCACAGAUGUUGAAUACAUUUCUUCUAAACUAUUUGGUCUUAAUUUAGAGUAGGCUGGUUUUAGGGUAACGGUUAGGGUAUGUGUGACGGGUUAGUUAGCCACAGAUUUAUGGCGCUAUACUUCUGUCCUCUCUAGGAUGGCCAGAUAGUGACAGCCAUGUAGAGAGGGUGAGGCUAACUGCAAUUGGCUGGCAGAAAUGUCUUCUUAGUCAGUGUCUCUGCUACCAGGGAAAACAGCCCUCGUCAUCUUGCUUUUAGUUCAACAUGUUUCCGAAAUCGACAGUUCUGAUCAACAUCAUGUUCCCAUAUUGAGAGCUAUGCCAAAUCCGAAGGAGAUGAGGGUGUGGCGGUUGACUAUCAGGCAGAUUUUGCCCAAUUAUUGGCAAAAGAGCUGAUCAGGUUGGUCAAAAGGCCAUAGGCAGAUUGGUUGGUUAAAAGACCAAUUACUGGAAAUAGAUCAGAAUUGCUAAAUCAGAUCUGUAAAUCGUGUUCUCCUUAAAGGAGAUGGAUGAAGUAGAUCCACAUGGCUUAUCAGUCUGUUCAAUUCUGAUGGAAAAGCAUCAGCUCUCAGCCACGACUGUCAGCAUAUCCAUUCAUGAUUUAUUUUUUAUCACAUGCAUAUCUAUUUUUCAUAGCAAUACGAUAUCUUAUCUUAUAGCAGCCCUUUCUAUGUUCAGUGUGACGUACAGUAUUUUUGACUGAAACCAUAGAGGGGUAUUUGAGGAGGAGGGGGUUGAGCCAGCUGAUGUACUCUAGAUACUGAGAGCUAGCCAUCGUGCAGUGACGUCAGCCGCCCUGAGAUCUAGUCAACUGUCCGCUUGUGCAUAUGGUUUGGAUGUGUUGUGAAUUUUCUGCACAUUGCAGACGGAUGCACAGGCCAAAUUACUUUGAAUGUUACUUGAAGUCUUACAAAAACAAUGAAUGCGCUGGUGAGACACAGCACUUUAACAGGCUAUAGAACCAUCAACACUCUGUAUUCUACACACGCACUCACACGGACGCACACUCACGCUCACUCACACGCACGCUCACACACCUGAGGGUUCUCUCUCACACCCCGUGUACACCUGCCAUUCAAAAUGCACUUUUAUUUAACUGCCUGUGUUUAAAGUUACAACAUUUAUUGUGUUCACGGCUAACUAUUUCACCACGAAAGGCUUUUGUAUCGUCGUAAUGCGGAGAUAAACUGCAACGCUUCUCUUUCUAGCGAUGUUACUGCACGUCUAGCACACAGUCCACAUGGCUGUGUUGUAUUCAUUAACACCAGUGUCAAACCAUGGCUAAAUUCCAUUAUCCACAUUAGCGUCCCACCUAGGCAAGCUCAAUACACUGCUUCAUUCUAAGUAUUAGGCUAGAUGCUAAAGUGAAUAUUGGAAUAGAGCCCAUAUGUGAAAUCCCUGACAUUUCAGGGUACUAUUAUUUCUGACUGACCAUCACUAGUAGGUGGAGAGACAUAGAGGAGUGGAUAGGAGGAUAGAGGACAGUAAAGUACUGUACUAACUUGGUCUAAAAAGCCUGUGGAGCAGCACCACACAACGUGUGUGUCAUUCAGGUCAUGGCGAUGUGUUACUUGAUUGUGUCCACAGCAGUGCCACAGUAGUGUCCUUGACUUUUCUCUGUCUGUGCUACUCUCAGAUCUGGGCCCAAUAUGCAUUUGUUUUGUUUCAAAUACUUCAGGUGCGCUUGAUUUAGCUUGACUAGCAUGCAGAGUUUGCACUUGGGACUAUACCAUUAGUUCCAUUGUGCUGGACAAGCUACAUCAAACACAGCUCAAGUAUUUGUAAUAUAUUAAAUGUGUGUAAAUGGCCCAGGUCUGGCUAUUAUUACAAUAUCUUUAGAUGUUGUCUAAUCACUGCAACGGGAGAGGCGAAGGUGGAGUCAUGCGUCCUCCGAAACAUGACCCGCCUAACAUCGCUCCUUAACACCCGCCAGCUUAACCCGGAAGCCAGCCGCACCAAUGUGUCGGAGGAAACACCGUUCAACUGGUGACCGGGUCAGCCUGCAGGCACCCGGCCCGCCAUAACGAGGCGCUAGAGCACGAUGAGCCAAGUAAAGCCACACCAGCCGAACCCUUCCAUAACCCGAUCAACGCUGGGCCAAUUGUGCACAGCCCGGAAUGAACACGGGUCUGUAGUGAUGCCUCUAGUACUGCGAUGCAGUGGCUUAGACCGCUGCGCAACUUGGGAUGCCCAGUAUCUUUAGCUUUGACUUUAAUAUGGGUUAUUGAUGACUGUUAGCAUGUUUGAUAUUUUUAGCUGUGCUAAAAAAAAAAACUGACUGUUAUUAAUUCCAUGCCUGGACUCUAUUCUGCAAAUACAACAUCAGAUAUGUUCAGGCUUUUAUGAUUGUUCAUCUUUUUGUUUUCUCUGUUUGUUUGGGACAUUUCUAUACUGGCUGUCUGCCAGAGAUAAAGUUAAUUCUGUAAAAUGUCUGUAGAACAAGUCUAUACACAAUCUAACUGGUUUGUUUUUAAAUAUAUAUAUCUAAUGACUUGAAAACAUACAGUAUUCUCAAUUAUUUUUCUGUUUACCGUCUUAUUCAAAAACACCCAUCUGCCUCAUGACUUAUUCUAUUGAUAUAACAUGUGGUGGUCCAACUGUACAGUGGUUGUGUUCAAUAGAAAACAUACAAACACAGAACUGAUGCUUCAUAUAGAUGAGUGUUUCAUGGUUGCUUCAGUAUCAUUUCACAACGAUAUUUGUAUGAAGCCUGCAGACUUCUCAUUUUCCUUACAGUAUCUACACAGAGAGUGUGUGAUAUGCACUCGACUUUAGACCAUUUUUGAGGAAUGAAAAGGGGUGACAGGGUUUUGUUUCGGGGUGAGCUAUCAAUUUAAUCCGAUGAUGAGAGAGUAGAGAGACACCCCAGACUCCGUCUCUGGUUGGAACAGACGGUCUGUCCUUGUUGACCAAUCAGAACAGACCAUUCGGAGCAUGAAAGUGAUGUUAUGUAAGCAGGACUGGGUGGCCAAAGUCAACAGACAGACAGACGGUAUGCAGACGCAUUUUACUGUCCCAGGCCUCAGAUACAGCAAUCCAUGGAUAUUAUUAAUCCACCGGCUACUACACACAGGCACGCACGGACGCACACACAGCACAAAGCAUAGAUAUGCACAGCAGUGUGCAAGCAUGGAGGAUGUUACCAUACCUAGCUAGCUCCCACAGUGGAUAACUGCAUAACGUACAAUCACUCAGCUGCUAAAUCUUUUUGCAGAAAAGUUAUGACCUAUACAUGUGACAGUAACUAAAUGGACUACUGUGGGACCUGUAGUCAUUAACCAACAACAGCAUCUGCAAUUACUAGAGAAUUAGCCUACUGUACUGUAGGCCUAACUCUUUACUCAGUAUACCAAAAUACAGUACGGUACUUUAUUCUGUGAGAUGGAAUACAGUACCAUUUGAAAUACAGCAGUUCUUUCCCUGCCCACAAAAUGUUUCCACAAUGCAGCAUAAAUUACAGUAUGUUGCAGUAAAACAUUUUACAGUAUUUUACUGUUGAUAAUACCCCAAAUUACUGUAUAAAUGACAGUUUUCCGUUACAGCCUAUCUCUUUACUCAACUACUGUAUUGUAGGCCUAACUCUUUAUUCAUCCUACUGUAUUGUAGGAAUAACUCUUUCCUAAACCUACUGUACUGUAGGCCUAACUCUUUACUUAGCUGACCCUGUAAGCUUAAACCAUGUACUACUGCCAUAUCCACAAUUUACAGUAGAACUGGGAGAAAUAUUAUAAAUGCCAGAAUGUAUGGGGACAUCAGAGAAUUGAAGGUAGAUAGUGCUCUACGUUCUAACGUUCUCUGACUGGAGUUCCACUGUACAUGUACUUGCACAAUCCCUCAUGAUUAAACAACUGACAGAC
Oncorhynchus tshawytscha (Chinook salmon) is the source of this 7361-nucleotide messenger RNA. RefSeq names its product potassium channel subfamily K member 2. NCBI's taxonomy places the organism in Eukaryota, Metazoa, Chordata, Actinopteri, Salmoniformes, Salmonidae. Gene Ontology annotation, biological process: potassium ion transmembrane transport; stabilization of membrane potential. Gene Ontology annotation, cellular component: membrane. Gene Ontology annotation, molecular function: outward rectifier potassium channel activity; potassium ion leak channel activity. The transcript has 8 exons. The coding region runs from base 603 to 1844 and encodes 413 amino acids. The record is from RefSeq and is a predicted model, not a curated record.